AUGUCUUCUACAGAUGCCGAUCAAGGGCCUUCGCCGGCUGAAUUGGCCGAGCGCGAUCGCCAGGAGAAGGAGCGCAAGGCCCAGGAAGCUGCCGAGCAGGCUCAGCUCCCCUACAAAUGGACUCAAACCAUCCGCGAUGUCGACGUGACAGCGCCGAUCCCUGCCAAUAUUAAAGGCCGGGACAUGGAGGUCUCCUUGACCAAGACCAAGAUCCGCGUGGCUAUUAAAGGGCAGGAGCCGAUUAUCGAGUUGCUAAUUCCUGUUUUUCCUAUUUGUCUCUACAGGGCGAUCUGCCUCAUCCGAUCCUGGUCGAUGAAUCUUCCUGGACCCUGGAGACCACCCCCACCCCCGCCCGGGAAAGAAGUCAACAUCCACCUCGACAAGUCCAACAAGGUGGAAUGGUGGCCUCAUGUAGUGACCUCUGCACCCAAGAUUGAUGUCACCAAGAUCACACCGGAGAAUUCCAGCUUGAGCGAUCUCGAUGGCGAGACUCGUGCGAUGGUGGAGAAGAUGAUGUAUGAUCAGCGCCAAAAGGAGGCCGGCGGCUUGACUAGCGACGAGCAACGCAAGCAGGAUCUUCUGAAGAAGUUUCAGGCAGAUCAUCCCGAGAUGGACUUUUCCAAUGCAAAGAUGGGCUAA
This is a messenger RNA of Penicillium chermesinum, 639 nucleotides long. RefSeq names its product NudC domain-containing protein. The record is from RefSeq and is a predicted model, not a curated record. Bases 1 to 639 code for a protein of 212 amino acids. The transcript is spliced from 3 exons. Gene Ontology annotation, biological process: protein folding. Lineage: Eukaryota; Fungi; Ascomycota; Eurotiomycetes; Eurotiales; Aspergillaceae. Gene Ontology annotation, cellular component: cytoplasm.